CUAAAAUGGUUGCGUGAUAUUAUUGUUUAUGUUUUGUGUUUGAAUUUUUCUAUUCUUACUAAUUUUCCUAUCAUAGCAGGAUCUUGAUCUUAUAUUUAUUUACAAAAUUUUUCACCAUCUCUUUCUCGUGAAGAAACAAUCGAGACAUGAAAGAAAGCACAAGCAGUAUUGUUUGAGCAGGUAGAAUUCCCCCACCCAGUUUUAACCCCAACUCCCGAAUCCCGACGUUUUUCAACUUGCAAGCCUUUCGCGGCUUUUCGCUACUUCUCGCACUUCGCAGUACGACUUCGUCUUUGACUGUUCGGUUUACAGUUCUCUAUUGAUUCUGUGAGUUGACUCAACUUAAAUCUUCAGAAACAACGAAAUUUUAUUUGUGUUGUUGGUGCCGGUGUCCCUGUUUGUGAAGAUGGAAUUCGAUAGUCCUGAGGAGAGGAAAAACUUCCCUGGUCUGUAUUCAUCCGAAAACCGGAAAGCUACUGAUGAUUAUAAUAAUGAUUCAGAGAAGUCUAUCAAAAAAGAAAUGAUCGCAAAACGCAAAGAUAGAAAGGACAAGGACAAGGGCUAUGCUGCUCUUGAAGGGGAAAGCUCGGGAGAUGAAAGCAGUCCCUGCAAAGCAAAGAAAUCGAAGGCGUUCAAAUUCAGCAAAUCAAAAGCUAAAGACAAGGGUGAUGCUAGCGGCUCCAAAUACAAGAUAAGAAAAAAGGCCACGCCUCAGAAAACCAUCAAGAAAUGUAAAACCCACCGCAAUUUGACCAGAGAAUUACCAAUUUUUGGCUGUACACUAAAAGAUGCAUGCCAAAGGGGAAAGUGCCAUGAUGGUAUUCCCAUUCCUCUUCCUGUAAGAGAAUGUAUUGAUUUGGUUGAGGAACAUGGGAAAAUGUUGGAGAACGUUUACAAAACCAGCGGUCACAAACAAAAAAGCCAGUUGAUUAAGAAAAUUUAUGACAGCAGGCAGCCUGCGAACCUCCACGAAUAUGACGUGCCUACUGUAACUAGUGUCUUGAAACUAUUUUUCAGGGAACUUCCCGAUCCGAUACUUACUAAUGAUUUAUCUGCUAAGUUUGAAGAAGCAGCGGCAAUGCUUCAUUGUCGUAGUAAAGUAAUGCGUUUUCAGAAGUUAGUGGUGUCUCUUCCCCCUGAAAAUUCGACUGUGCUUGGAUAUGUUAUUGUUCAUCUUUGCAAUAUUGUUGAAAUGGAGGAAAAAAAUAAAAUGUCGGUGCAAAACUUAGCACAAGCCUUGCAUCAGAGUUUACGUAUGUCAACGAAGGUCUUGUGUGCCUUAAUUAACUUCAAAAGUUACCUCUUCAAGAAGGUAGAAAUCGUCAAGUAUUACCCGCCUUUGGUAUCUGGGAUGACGUAUCCAGAAGAUCCUGAAAGAAUUGCUCAGGAACUUUUAAAAUUGGAGUCUGCUCUGGACCUUAUACAUUGGGAAAUGCAAAACAAUUAUUCUUCGAAUAAUAGACAGGAUCAGUUAUGGGAUUUACAGCGAACCCAGACAGAGUUAAAGCGGAUGCAAAGAAAAAUUGCUAAACAAACAAACGCAGAAGAAGAGGCUCAAGCUCAGCAAAUGAACGAGACUCAAGAAACAGAACCUCAGACCAGCAUGGGGGCAGAGGUUGAACUUCUUCUGACUGGUUCAGAAAAACUAGUGCAAGCAUUCAAAGAAUCCUAUCGCCCAACCGAUGUAAGGCGUUUAUUUUCAGAUGUGUGUAGUAAUGAAGAUCUUGUAAUGGAAGAAGAUUCGGAAACUGAAGAUGAGCCAGAUAGAGAAACAGCAGGUUCGCGACAAGAAGAACCCGAUGAACGCGAAGCCAGCGAGAAUGAGAGGGGAGUAGCAGGUUCGUGUCAAGAAGAACCCGAAAAACAUGAAGCCAGCGCAAAUGAGAGUGGAGAUGCGGAUGAACAAGAACUAGAUGAUAAAGAAAGUGAUAACCUGGCUGAUGACGAAUUACAGAGCCAUUUGGAUAAAUCCAAAUCAAGUAGUAGUGUUAACCCAUCUGGAAUCGAAGGCGCACAAUCUUGUAGCCAAGCUGCAGGAUCGCCAAUAACAAUAUCUGAUUCUACCGAACAGUCCUACUUGACUUUAAGUAGUGCGAGCAGGGAUGUGCAUAUUAGGGCUCAUGUGAAGCAAAUUCAACUUGUCCAGGAAGUUUUAAAAACUGGCAAAGCUUUAUUGCAUGACAAAGUGGAUAGUCUCAAUCUAGCACAAAUCCGGAAAGUGGCGAAUGAUACAUCGGAAUUUUUUGAAGCCUACACUGGUAUUGAAAUGCUACUGGAGCAAGUUAAAAACCAGCUAUUGGUAGAAUUCAAAAAUAAAUUAAUGGCCACUAUUCAUGAAGCCAAUUUGGAAAAUUCGGAGAUAGAAAGCAAAUGUCAAAAUCAUUGCUGGUAUGUUUACGCCAAAGCAAAAAAAUCUGCAGAUCACUUUGAGAAAGUGCUAGACUUGCUUCAAAAAGAAAAUCAUAUGCUUCUAGUGAAUAAGAUUGAAUUAAUCAGAAAAAUAUUGGAGGAGCGGGAAGAUAUUUUGAAAAUGGAAGCUACUUUUGAAGUUCUUACUUCUUGGCAAAAAAGAGAAUGAAUGUUUUCUGCAGUAAUUCAUCUGAACGAUAUAAAUUCAAGAUACACGCCCCACAAAAAUUAUCCUAUCACCCAUAUUAUUUAUUUAAAAAAAAAGGCCCAAGUUUUUACAGUUUAUCAUAGAUAUUAAACAAUCAUUAGGAUUUUUUUCAACCUGUUUCGUUUAAUAAACAAAUUCCUAAAUUUGUUUUCCUGUUUAUUUAUUACCCAGAUCAUGUUUAUUGAAAAUAUAAACAAAAUACAAUUAAAAAAAAUUUAAAUAGUCACAAUAUGGGAAAAUGAUACUGAUGUGAUAACUGUUGUGGGGGUUUAUAUUAUUUUAUAAUGUCAGAAUAUGGCUUUCUAAAUUGCCUAGUCAACGAUGUUUACAUCUUUCUGAAGUUUUUUUACAUUCAUAUUGUGAAAGCGGGGUUUGUGCCAUUAUUUUUAUUAUUUUUAACAAAUUUUAUUAUUUCAAGGGGACGAAAUACCCUGCGGCAAUUAUUAAAUUAUACACUCUAUUUGUUUAAAACUUCAUAGGUUACAUGAAUAUACCAUUAUGAACGUUUUGAAGCAAGUAUUCAUUUUUUUAACAGCCGCAACAACCCAUUUUGGCGAUCUAAUCGACACAGCAUGAGGUUGAAGACAGAGUGAUAUGUACUUCAAAGAUUUACCGUUAAAACAUUAACUUUUUCUAAACCAAAUAACAUCACUCGAUGUGAAACAAAAUCUAUUUUUUAAGUAUAAGACUACUGUUCCAAAUAUUAUAUUAUUUUAAGGAAUACCUUUACCUGUAUAUAGGGUGUCUCGAAAGGUUUAUUUAUGGAGUUCAGUGACGUUCGUGGUUCGCCAAAAAUAGUUUUUAAAUUUUAUCUCGAAAACAAAGCAGCAUAUGGAAAAAAAUGAAGAGACAAAAAAGCUGUAUCUUUAAGUGUUUUAAGCAAAAAACAUAUCCCGAUUAUGUACAAAAAACCAUCCGAUAUAACCUGUGGCUCGCCCUUGAAAUUAUUGGUCAACUCUGAGCAGUCCAAAAAAUACCCCAUAAAGGUGUCGACAAACUAUGAAAAUUUCAAUAAAUUUGUCCAACGCAUUUCUAAGAAUUAAUAUAAAAAUUGUCUUUUUUUUUACAAAGUCUAACACCCUGUAUCUGGAAAGCGAAGCAUUUCCGGACACAUGUUUAUUUCAAAAAAAAAACUUGAUUCUUACGAGAUCUACCAUCCCUAGAAGUUUGUAACAAACCUUUCGUGACACCCUGUAUAUUACCCUAUUUGCGUUAACUUCUCAUGAAGUUUUUAUCACCUUAUUAUUUAAAUGUUCAAGGUUUAGGUUCGUAAGAUUUGUAUUGCUUUGUUAGGUAUUCAUUGUUUCAAAGAAUAUCUCCAUAAGUACCUACAUAAUAUUAUCCUAUUUCUGCUUUAUUUUAAUUUUAUCGAAGAUUAACGCCUUUAGAGAAAUAAAUGCUACAUUAUUUCAAGGAAUUUCUCCCUAGGUACAUUUGUCAAAGAUACAGAGAGACCAGCGAUUUUACCAUCUGUGUAGAAAACCAACUGAGAACGCAUUCUUUCUUCAUUCUUCAUGUCUCUAGGUAGGUUUGACAAGUUUGUAUUAUCCUAUAUUUGUUAAAUUUUAAUAUCUUUUUUUUGCGUUUUGUUCAUUUGCUUUGGUUAGUUUUUAUAGUUUUAUUAUUUUUUAAACUUUAAUUUUAAGUUAAGAGUUUUGUAUUAGUUGUUCAAGAUGAUCCCGUAGCAUCUUAAACGAAACAUAUUGAUUAUAAACUGAAAAUAUUACCCAAUUGGUUCCAGUUUCUCUGAUACUGAUGCUUACAUUUAUGUGUUUUUUUUACAGUUUAUAAUACAGUACAGUUCAUCUGUUGUGAUUUGUCAUCAUCCAAAAAAAAAAAUGUCCAAAUUAAAAAUAAAUCACAUUUUUG
Molecule: messenger RNA, 4486 nt
Organism: Ceutorhynchus assimilis (cabbage seed weevil)
Lineage: Eukaryota; Metazoa; Arthropoda; Insecta; Coleoptera; Curculionidae
Source: the annotation of a GenBank genome assembly